Aegilops tauschii subsp. strangulata is the source of this 1685-nucleotide messenger RNA. RefSeq names its product FBD-associated F-box protein At5g56370-like. The record is from RefSeq and is a predicted model, not a curated record. Gene Ontology annotation, molecular function: protein binding. NCBI's taxonomy places the organism in Eukaryota, Viridiplantae, Streptophyta, Magnoliopsida, Poales, Poaceae.
CCUCCUCCCCCUAAUCUCCCGGCGCUCCUCCCCCCUCUCCCGGCUCAGUUUCCCCAUUCCCUCGACCCUCAGCGGCAGCCUACAGCUUCCCAGACAUUGACACAGAACCCAAGCCUCGCCGGCUAACCCAUGACCCCGAUGGCGCCGAGGAAACGCGCGAGAUACUGCUGCGGCCUCUGCGGCCUCCCAAAGAAGGGCCAUGUCUGCCGCUUCGCCGGCGGACCGUCUUCGGCGCGGCAGGUGCAGGGCCGAGAAGAAGCGGCGCCGCCCAUGGACCCUCCUUCUGCUGGCGCCAAGAAGGAGGAGGUCACCAUCAUCACCGCCCUCCCCAACGACGUCCUGGGCACCAUCAUCUCCGCGCUCCCCAUCGAUGAGGGCGCCCGCACACACGCCAUCUCCAAAGGCUGGAAACACCUCUGGCGCGACUACACUCCGCUCAACCUCGACGACCGUGACCUCCACAAAAUGGCCUGGACCGGAGACAACCUAGUCGACCUUAUCUCAGACAUCCUCGAGGCUCCACGUGAGGUACGCGCCCGUCGUGUUUCUAUCAGCACACUAUGCCGUCACUCCGGCGACCGAGACCGCUACCCCAUCUUCGACCGAUGGUUCCGAUCCAAGGUUCUGGAUCGCCUCGAGGAUUUUCAUUUCAGCUACCAGCGGGUGAACAACACCGAACCACUUCAGGCUGGCGAGACGAUGCCGCCGCUGCCGCCAUCCGCGCUGAGCUUUUCCUCCCUCCGGGUCGCCAGCUUUGGGUGCUGCCAUUUCCCUGAGAAUAUCUUAGCCUCGGGCGGCAUCACUUUCCCACAUCUCGUCGAGCUCACUCUCUCCCGGAUCACAAACUCCGAGAACACACUGCACGCCAUGAUCGCCGCAUCUCCUAUUCUUGUCAACUUGUACCUUCACAGAAACUAUCACUUCCGCCGCGUCCACAUCAGCUCGCAAACUAUUGUAAGGUUCCGCAUGUUCGUUGACCCAGAUGGUGAUGUGAUGGAAGAACUCCUCAUUGUCAACACUCCAAGCCUAGAGGAAGUGAUGCUCUGGGACCAAGGUUAUUGUGGUCCACGAAUUAUACGUGUCCUGGUUGCCCCAAAACUUCACAUCUUGGGUUGUCUGCACAGCGACAUGAUGUCCACCGUACAGCAUGGGAAGACAAUACUCCAGGCAAUGGUUGACAGCAGUCUAGUGUCAUCACUGCAUAAUGUAAAGAUCUUGAAGCUCGUUGUCCAUGGUCUUAGGUUAAAUCAUGUCAUUGACGUGCUCCGAUGCUUUCCCUGCUUACAACAGCUUCACAUAAACACACUGACAAGCUAUGUUCCAAACAAGCAGAACGACAAUCCAGCUGCUACUACUGUUGAGUGUGUUGAUAGACAUUUAAAGCAAGUAAUAGUGAGAAAUUAUUCAGGCAAGAAACCCGAUUAUAAGUUCGCCAAGUUUUUCGUUUUGAAUGCAAGAGCACUAGAGUCAAUGAAGCUCCAUGUCCCUUUUAGCUGGAACAACGAAUGGCGCUCUAGACAACGUAUCAAGAUGGAUUUUAAGAACAGAGCUUCUCCAAAUGCUUUGAUUUGUUUUGAGGGCACCGAGUGAGCACAUGAUCAACCGCACAAACGAGGUGUCAAAUUGUGUACCCCUUUGGCACUUAAGUUGUGGUUUUUUUUCCGCAAUUAACUGUUGCCGGUCAA